Molecule: messenger RNA, 506 nt
Organism: Arachis stenosperma
Lineage: Eukaryota; Viridiplantae; Streptophyta; Magnoliopsida; Fabales; Fabaceae
Exons: 4
Coding region: 18-377 (119 amino acids)
Source: RefSeq, a predicted model, not a curated record
AUACGGAGUCAGGAAUUAUGUGUAGAUCUUUAAAAGAGGUUGAAAGAUUUGAGAAAGAAGGCACUCGCCCAGGUCGCAAGCCAAAAAAAGUGAAAAUGGAAAAUGUUGAAACAACAGUGAAAGAAAUGGGUGCUACUGUGACUGAGGAAACUUCACCCAAGAAAAAAGAAGAAAAAGAAGAACCACAAACAAAAAGUGUUGAGGUUGAAAAUGUUUUGGUAGAUGCUAACCAAAACCUAAAUCAGCUCAACCCUAAUGAUCAACAAUACUUUUCAGAAGAUUCUGAGAGAACUCCUUCUCCACCAUGGUCUCUGUCUCAUGUGGUUAGUCCAAGGGAAGGAACUAGAGCUAAUGCUUGGUGGAGGAAGCCAACAUGAAAGGCAUAACUUGAGAGAAGGCAAAAAAAUAAAAUUAGGGGAAAACCUAACUCUAUAAUGGAAAACUUUUAAGUUAUGAAUAAGGUGGUCAUUGUCCCCUUCCUAUGUAUUAAGCUCUGCUUCUGCGCU